Plectropomus leopardus (leopard coralgrouper) is the source of this 1712-nucleotide messenger RNA. RefSeq names its product GINS complex subunit 3 (gene gins3). The record is from RefSeq and is a predicted model, not a curated record. Gene Ontology annotation, biological process: mitotic DNA replication initiation. Lineage: Eukaryota; Metazoa; Chordata; Actinopteri; Perciformes; Serranidae. Gene Ontology annotation, cellular component: GINS complex.
AGGAAGCGUUGUAAACACGGGAAAAAGAAACAGGAGGAAUCUGCUUAGUGUUUCAUUCGACUUAUUCGGUAUAGUUCAUCUUUUGGCCUCAUUCAGACACAAAAUGGAAACACAGUCCUACCUGCCUGUACAGCCUGGGGUGGGGAUGGAGGAGAAUUUCCUGUCUCUCGACGAUAUUCUGCUGUCCCAUGAGAGACUUCCCAUCCGGACAGAGUGCCGCUUCCCCCGGCUGGGCUUUCUGGAGAAGUCCGGGGACACGCAGGACAUCCCAGAGGGUACGAAGAUGGAACUUCCUCUGUGGCUGGCCAAGGGGCUGUACGAGAAGAAGAGAAGAGUGUUAACAGUCGAGCUUCCCAAAGUGUACAGAGAGGGCUGGAGGACUGUGUUCAACGCUGACCCCAACGUGGUGGACUUGCACAAGAUGGGGCCCUACUACUACGGCCUGGGAUCCCAGAUGCUGCACUUUGACAGCCCAGAGAACCCAGAGAUCGCACAGACGCUGCUGCAGACAUUCAUCGGCCGCUUCAGAAGGAACAUGGACUCUUCCCAGAACGCCUACAAUGAGGACACAUCUGUGCUGGUGGAGCGUCUUGACUGUCUGGAGAAGGCUCUGUUCACAUCAGGACAGAGCGGCCUCAACGGCUUCCAGAGCUGGGAGAAGGGCCAGGCCUCUCAACUCACCGCCUCCAGCCUGGUGCUCAACUACCGCAAGAGGAAGAUCACUGAUGUCCAGCCCUGACUGCAGCCCGCACCUAAACCAAACAGACACUGCUCACAUGUCAGUCAGUUCUGCAACGCAUGACAGACCCUCCUCCUAUAUGCUGUACUGUUGUACAGAGAGAGGAGGAUCUGCAGUUACCACCUGCCAGCCACAAAAUGCCUGUAAAAUGUGUGUUAGAAUGAUCAGUGAGAGUCACCCACCACACUGACUGGAUUAUUGAGACAACAACAUUUGAAUGCAUUUAAUAACGGUCUGAGUCUUUCUCUCAGCUGCUGGAAACACUCCUGAGCUGACGGUUUCCAAGCAAAACAACCGAGUAAACAGGCCGUAGAUUAGCUGUCUGUUCUGCUCAUGCUCUAAACAAAGUGGAUGAGUCUAAACUAGAAAUGUUCCCUUUCCUUUCUCCCUGGCCUCAGGUAUAACUUUCCUAAUAAGAGAUGGUUAGUCACAUGUGAUGUAGGGCAUGCUGCUGGUGUGGGUGGAUAGACCUCCCCUCCCUCAUGGAGGCAGAGUCACUGGGAACAUGACUGACCAAUGAACUGGUAGGACAAGUUUUGACCUCAUUCCAGGAGACAGUGAGCUUAUGUAAAUCUGUAAAUGAGUGUUCAUUUGAUUGUGAGGCAAGAUUAUGAUGUGAUACUAUAAUAUGUUCGAAAAUAGAGCAGUAAAUGGAAAAAAGGACAACUCUCUUCUAAAGAAAUGUUCCGGUGAGCCAGCAUUCACAAUAGCAGGACCGUGAAAACGUUACACCUUUGUAAAAAAAAAAAAAAAAAAAAAAAACAUAAAUAAAAAGGCUUGUAUGACAAUAGUAUGUGGUGUUAUAUGCAAAGAGAAGACGUGACAAAAAGUUACGAAAUUAUGUCUGUAAUAAACAUGAUGUUCUAAUACCUGCUUCUACUGUCUACAAACACAGAUCAGGCUGCAAGCCACCAUUAUAUGACAACAUUUAGCCAAAAUAUCACCGUACAUGGAGACCUGCCAGGAAGCCUUG